Messenger RNA from Miniopterus natalensis, 4901 nucleotides. NCBI's taxonomy places the organism in Eukaryota, Metazoa, Chordata, Mammalia, Chiroptera, Miniopteridae. The record is from RefSeq and is a predicted model, not a curated record.
CAUCCUCCAACCUCAUUUCUGGGCCUUCCCCUGCCCGUUAUUACAGUUUGGCUGUGGAGACCUGAUUAUGACUUUGGGUCCCAGGUACACUCUACAAAGUACAGCAGACUAUCCCAUUCUCCUGAGAAAGGAUUUGUGGCCACUGAUUACUCCCUUCGAAGGUGAUCAACUGGUUCAUUGAGAUGAUUCUCAUUUCUUUACCCUUUUUUCUUUCAGGCAAGUUAACUCUGAGGCUCUUCUACCAUUUUGAGGUGUUUGUGGAAGAAGAAUGAAGGUUGGGGUGGUGGCCUGGAGGAGGGACACAUGGAAACCACUUGCCCACUAGCUGAGGAUCAGCUGAGCCCUGGGACUAAUGCUUACCCACACUGCUGAGAAUGGCACUAUUGCCCAACCAGGCACCAGGACAAAGGUGAACUGGGGACUCUCCUGGACAGUGAUCCUGAUGUCUCUUCGGAGCUGUGCACUCAAGGGUGUGAUAACUCUGAACUCUCCCAUCCCACCAUCUAUAUAAACAACACGUGUCAUUUAGACAGUGACACACCAGGAGAGGCCUGUGCCAUGGCUGCAGAACAGAAGACUGGAAACAUUUGCUGCCCUCAAGGAGUAUACGGACGGGCUAGUUGGAUCAAAAGGGCAUGUGCCUAAAAUAGUAAAUAAGGUGGCAUUUGAUAAAGCGCCACUGAGUGGUCCAGACAGUUGCUGGUGAAGGGUGAGGAGAAAUAAGAGGCCUGUGGGCUGGGCCUGGAAGACUGGGUUUAAAAGACAGGAGGGGGAGGGGAAUAGGAGUGGAGGGGAAGACUCUCUCCUCUGUCAGCCCACUGGUUUCCUUUCAACAUCGAAACAAAACACCAAAACCCUGCUUAAUGGAGCAAUUAAGGACAAAUGUGACCACAAGGAGCCACAACUUCACACCCAUUAGGAUGUUCAUCCUCAGAAAACCGGAAAAUAACAAAUGCUGGCAAGGAUACGGAGAAAUUGGAACCAGUGCGUUGCUGGUGAGAAUGUAAAAUGGUACAGUCGCUAUGGAAAACAGCAAGGCCGUACCUCAAAAAAUAAAAAUAGAAUGACCAGAUGAUCCAACAGCUCCAAUUCUGAGUAUAUACCCAAGAGUUGAAAGCAGGGACUCAAGCAGAUGUCGGUACACCCAUGUUCAAAGCAGCAUUAUUCACAAUAGCCAAAAGGUAGGAGCAACCCAUUAAUGGAUAAAUGAGUAAACAAGAUGUGAUAUAUCUAGAUAGAUAGAUCACAAUGGAACGUUAUUCAGCCUUAAAAGGGGAAAGAAAUUCUGACAUAUGCUACAAUGUGGAUGAACCUUGAAGAUACUGUGCUAAGUGAAAGAAGCCAGAUACAAAGCAGCUGGCCCCACUCGGUGCCAUGGCUUCCGUGGAGCCCCUGACGGCGCUAUCCCGCUGGUACCUGUACGCCAUCCAUGGCUACUUCUGCGAGGUGAUGUUCACGGCGGCCUGGGAGUUCGUGGUGAACUUUAACUGGAAGUUCCCGGGGGUCACGAGCGUGUGGGCGCUCUUCAUCUACGGCACCUCCAUCCUGAUCGUGGAGCGCAUGUACCUGCGCCUGCGGGGCCGGUGCCCGCUGCUGGUGCGCUGCCUCAUCUACACGCUCUGGACCUACCUGUGGGAGUUCACCACCGGCUUCAUCCUGCGCCAGUUCAACGCCUGCCCCUGGGACUACUCCCAGUUCGACUUUGACUUCAUGGGCCUCAUCACCCUGGAGUACGCCGUGCCCUGGUUCUGCGGGGCCCUCAUCAUGGAGCAGUUCAUCAUCCGGAACACCCUCCGCCUCCGCUUCGACAAGGACGCCGAGCCUGGGGAGCCUGGGGAGCCCGGAGGUCCCCUGGCCCUGGCCAACGGCCACAUCAAGACUGACUGAAUGGAGGACUCGUGGGGGGGGCGGGGGCAGGGGUCUCUCAUGAACCCUGUGGAGAAAAGUACCACACUGGUGGAGUUGCCCCUUCUGUACAGCACAAGCCUCACCCUGUCCCCCUGCCUCAGCCCUGUGGGGCGCACACAGCCCGCGUUUUGUCCCUGUGGGUUGGUGUUGGGGGCGGGCUGUUGGGGCAGCAGAGGGACUUGGGAUUGGUCCAUGGAUCUCAGCCCAGCUCAGAGACUGGAGGCAGGAGGCAGGAGGCCUGAGGCUUCGCAGCAACUAGACUACAUGAGUGACUUUGGAAGCAGCAGGCCCUGUCCUGGCUAAGAGACUGAGAAAUGGGCAGAAAGUGGGAGGCAGGUCUGAGAAGGCUUGGGGCUGCUGCCUCAGCCACCUGGUUCCCUCUCUCCUGGUUUAGUUGGGCUUUGGCUGGUUUCAUUAGGCAAUAUUCAGGUGCUUGCUUGCAACCAAUACCUCCCCGGGGGCCUGCUGAGCUGCAGCCUAAAGAGAGACUGGGCAGCCGGGAGGCUGCUUGGAGCCAUGCUAGUCUGCAAGGGCUGAGAAGCCUUCCCUUGGCUCCUCCCCCUCCCCCAAGGCCCCACGCUGCUCUCUUGGCCUUCUGGGGGCCCCCUGGUGCUGGAUUCCCACCAACCUUGGGCUUUGGGAGGUUUCAGUCCCUGUGCAUUUGGUGGCGUUUCCCCUUUUCUCUCCUAUUUUCUAGGCCUUUACCACUAUCAGCCCUUUAUCCAUGUCAAUCACCCACCAACCCCCAACUCCAACUCCCCAGCUAACACAGCAGCUGCCAGAGAUAGAACCCUGAGACACCCUUCCCACCCUCUGCAGCCUUCCUUCCACUGUUGCCCCAGUCUGGUGGGCUGUGGCAGUGCCCCUGGUGCUCUUCUCCACCCAUGCCCCCUCCCCGCAGUGGCCCAGCUGAAAACGAAUGAUACCCACAACACACAGCCAGGACAAGAUGGGCCCCACAGAUCCACAGUGGGGACCUAGAGACAAAUCAGUGUGUGUGUGGGGGGGGUGCAGUGGGGAGGGGGGAAGAGGCACAUAGGGGCAUCUAGCAUUCUAGGGGAUGGGGGAGCAGUAUCCAGUGUUGGAGACCAUCCUUGGCGGGAAGGGGUCCAUUCUGGUUCUGUCAUAGCCCUAGCCCUGCAGCAAAACCUCCUCAGGGCUACCCCACCCCCACCCUUCCCAGCAAGGCUGACACUUGGAGCUUGCUCCUCAAACAGUAUUAACCCUGCCACACUCAUGGGCAUUGUUAUCUUGGUUGCCCAUGACAGGUCCAUUGCUGGCAGUGGACAGGUGAAAACCUCACUCUAGCCCAUUUUCGGCUCUGCCCCACUUGCCAAGGGGAGGGGUCCAUCAGAACACAGCCUAUUCCAUGGUACAUGGUCUCUUUUUGACCACACUAGGACUUAGGUAGAAAUUAGCCUUUCCCUUUUUAUAGAACAUUAAAAACUGAUAAUGCCACCUGUGGAGACAAUCUCCUCUUCUUGCUGUGUUGCUCCACCUAGACCGUGCAGACAGCACAGGGCCAGGACAGGUGGGCUGGAUGUGGGCAGGAGUGGUGACUUGGGUUGGGAGAAAGGAUGGGAGACUGUCUUCGGCAGGGUUGCUUUCUGCGGUUGACCCUGUCCACAACAGGAUGGGUCCUGGGUAGGCUCCUCACAUCUAGGCACAAACUACAUUCUCCUGGGGCUAGUCCUACCUUUGAUUUUACUGUGACCCCAAUUCCAGGGCUUUGGGGCUUCUAGGGAUUUAGGCUUCCAGUGGGGGUAGAUUGCUUUCCAUCUACAGCUGGAGGGGAUUCCAGAGGAAGAAGAUUGUCUGGCUUCCCUGUUCCCUCUAGGUAGUUGUUUCCUUGGUCCUCUCUCCCAACUCCAUGCUAUUUUAGUCUCUUGGACCCCAACGCCCCUGCAGGCCCCCAUGUGGGCCCCUAGACCAUACCACCCACCUUUGCUCUCCCUUCCACGAUGGAAUCUGGUGGUCAGCUUAUUGAUGUCUCUCAGCAUGAGGCCUCCACAAUUCUCAGCCUGAUCAAGCCCUUGGAUGGCCUACUGGAUCUGGCUGCUCCAGAUGUUGCCCUAUCGUCAUUCCUCAGCACCAUCUUUUUUCUGUGCAGGAGGUCCUGGGGUAAGCCUGCCUCUCUGGCAAUGUACAGAGCAUUGUGUCCCUGUUUCAUUCAGGUGCCCCAUGGCUCCCGUUGUCCCUCGUAGGGCACAGAGCCCCAGCAAAGGGAGGCAAUGAGCCAGGGCUUGACCACAGGAUCUGCAGGCUCAGAGUUCAUCGGGGAUAGCCCAGACUUCAACUCUUCUGUUUUGGGUAUCUUCAGAGCCUCAAUUCCUUAGUGCCCAGGCACUCAAUGUUUGGAGUAAUCCCAGCCCUGCCAGGCAGCAGGGGUGCUGGCAGAGAGAGCCAGCUUGCUGUUUAUGAACUGGUGUCCUGGGCCUCUCUGCUGGACAUUGCAGCAUCUCUGAGUUACAGAUUGCCAUGUGCUGCCCUGCAUGGUUGAACUGCUUCCAUGUCCGCUAGGUAUCCUGUCUCUUGUGCCCUGUUCCCUUUGAUGCCAGUGAGUCAUAAUGGCAUCUCAAUGGCCUAUGCUUAUUCUCAGCAAUAAUACCUAGGGAGUGGCCAUGGGGCCUUUUGUCCUGAUCCCUUGCCUUCUGCAUGGGUCUCCUGGGGAGGCAGCCCCUGCGUGGGUCAGUUCACGAGAACCUGUAUUUAUGAAGCUCCGGGCCCUGCAGACGUCGCAGGGGAUGCAGAGAGGCCCAGCACUGGAGGAGCUAUGGCCAAGGGAGGGAGCAUACCUUCCACCCUGAGGCAACCCUAGACCUGGAGGAGCUGCAGGUCCUGGCUCUGCAAGAGGGCCUUUGAGGCGGUGGGAUUGUCUCCCAACUGCCGCAGCUCUUCUCGAUUGUUUGCCCAUUGCCUGCUCUGUCUCCGUUAGUCUCUUUGUCUUUCUUUUCACAUUCGUGCACAUAAAAUAUACUGGUGUUUGUGUUCCA